Messenger RNA from Lagenorhynchus albirostris (white-beaked dolphin), 1005 nucleotides. It is a transcript of the gene DMRTB1, whose product is annotated as DMRT like family B with proline rich C-terminal 1. Gene Ontology annotation, molecular function: RNA polymerase II cis-regulatory region sequence-specific DNA binding; DNA-binding transcription factor activity, RNA polymerase II-specific. The coding region runs from base 1 to 1005 and encodes 334 amino acids. The transcript has 4 exons. Gene Ontology annotation, biological process: germ cell development; regulation of transcription by RNA polymerase II; sex differentiation. Gene Ontology annotation, cellular component: nucleus. The record is from RefSeq and is a predicted model, not a curated record. Lineage: Eukaryota; Metazoa; Chordata; Mammalia; Artiodactyla; Delphinidae.
AUGGAGGCAGACCUUGCCAAGCUGGCCGACAAGAUGCUGCGCGCCCCCAGAUGCUCCCGGUGCCGGAACCAUGGCUUCCUGGUGCCGGUCAAGGGCCACGCGGGCAAGUGCCGCUGGAAGCAGUGCACCUGCAAGAAGUGCUACCUGAUUACCCAGCGCCAGAAGAUCACGGCCGCGCAGCAGGUACUCCAGAAGCAGGUCUCCGAGGAGGAGCAGGAGGUGGCCCUGUGCGCUCAGGGGCCCCAGCUGGCCUCCGGGGACGCGGCCGCUGUCCCGGGCUCAAGCUUACGCCCGCUGCCUCUGCCUGCCGCUUCGGGAGACGCGCACCCGGGCCCCGAGGGCCGCGCGACCGCCUGCUUCCUCGAGAGACCCCAGCAGGGCUGGAGCCCCGGCCGGAGCACCUUCCAGCCAGUUAUGGGCGGCCGCGGCCACGUGGGGCCGAGCAAACAAGCCGCCGCGGCGAUGCCCAGUUCUCUGAGGCCCCAGCUCGGGGCGGAGGCCGCUGGCCGGGGCUGCCCCGGCCGCCUGGAGCUGAGCAGGUCGCUUCGGCCGGUGCCCAGCCCGCCAUUCGCCAACUUCGGGCCCCCUCUGAGCGUCAACUCAGAUCGUGUGGUGGGGUCUGGGUACCUGGAAAGAGAGCCUUCCAAGCUGUACCACAACUGCUCCAGCAUGCACCCCUACCACCCGUUCCUGCUGCGCUACCAGGAUGCAUCCCUUACCCCGCGGGUCCCCCUGCAGCAGGGCUUCCAGCACAUGUCCUGCAGCCACUACAAUGGAGCAGGCUUGGUGGAGGAGCCAGUGGAAGACCUCCAGACCCGCUACUACCUGCUGCCGCCAGCCCAGUUACCCCCGCGGUACCUCACCAUGCUCCACCGCGUGCCCCCGCCGUCCCCGUCGUCCUCGCUGCCCAUCGUGUCUGACGCGGACAAGGAAAACACUGAUGACCAGGAUGCGGAGGGGCCGUGGGAUCCCAGCCAGCCUUCGUCCCAGGAGCAGUACGACUAG